Cajanus cajan (pigeon pea) is the source of this 1751-nucleotide messenger RNA. The record is from RefSeq and is a predicted model, not a curated record. NCBI's taxonomy places the organism in Eukaryota, Viridiplantae, Streptophyta, Magnoliopsida, Fabales, Fabaceae.
CUAAAGAAAGCUAGUUAACAAGAAACCAUGACAUUUUUCCGUUUGUUGAUCCUAACACUAUUACUUCCUUUCCUAUACUCCACUUUUGUUUCAAGCUAUUCUUUGAAUGAUGUUAAACUUUGGUGCAGCCAAACCCCAAACCCUCAACCAUGUGAGUAUUUCUUGACCAAUAACCCCACUCAACAAUUCAAACCCAUCAACCAUAAAUCUGAUUUCCUCAAACUUUCAUUGCUACUUGCUCAAGAGAGAGCACUGAAAGGCCAUGCAAACACUCUAUCACUUGGCUCAAAAUGUCGUAACCCUCGUGAAACAGCUGCAUGGGCUGAUUGUGUUGAGCUUUACGAACAAACCAUCCAUAAACUCAACAAAACCCUAGACCCUAACACCAAGUGCUCCCAAGUUGAUACCCAAACAUGGCUCAGCACAGCUCUCACCAACCUUGAGACAUGCAAAGCUGGGUUCUAUGAGCUUGGGGUUCAAGACUAUGUGCUACCUCUUAUGUCCAACAAUGUUACUAAGUUGUUGAGCAACACCUUGGCACUUAACAAAGUUGAGUAUCAAGAACCAAGUUACAAAGAUGGGUUCCCAACAUGGGUGAAGCCAGGUGAUAGAAAGUUGUUGCAAGCUUCUUCUCCAGCUUCUAGGGCUAAUGUAGUGGUGGCAAAAGAUGGGUCUGGAAAGUACACAACGGUGAGUGCAGCCAUAACUGCAGCACCAAAGAGUAGCAGUGGAAGGUAUGUGAUAUAUGUGAAGGCUGGUGUAUACAAUGAACAAGUUGAGAUAAAUGCAAAUAACAUAAUGUUGGUUGGAGAUGGUAUUGGAAAGACCAUAAUCACAGGUAGCAAAAGCGUUGGAGGAGGCACCACAACCUUCCGUUCAGCCACUGUUGCUGUUGUUGGAGAUGGGUUUAUAGCACAAGACAUCACAUUUAGAAACACUGCUGGUGCAGCAAACCAUCAAGCCGUUGCAUUGCGUUCAGGAUCAGACUUAUCAGUGUUUUAUAGAUGUAGCUUUGAAGGUUACCAAGACACACUUUAUGUGUAUUCGGAUAGACAAUUCUACAGAGAAUGUGACAUAUAUGGCACUGUUGACUUCAUCUUUGGCAAUGCUGCUGUGGUGUUCCAAAGUUGUAACCUAUAUGCAAGGAACCCUCCAAACAAAGUUAACACAAUCACUGCUCAAGGAAGAACCGAUCCAAACCAGAACACUGGCAUUUCCAUUCACAAUUCAAAGGUUACUGCAGCCUCUGACUUGAAGGGAGUUGAGAGCUCAGUGAAGACGUACCUUGGAAGGCCAUGGCAAGAAUAUUCUAGAACAGUUUUCAUGAAGACUUAUCUCGAUAGUUUGAUUGAUCCAGCGGGUUGGAUGGAAUGGAGUGGUAACUUUGCAUUAAACACAUUGUACUAUGGAGAAUACAUGAACACAGGAGCAGGUUCCUCAACUUCAAACCGAGUUAAAUGGUCAGGUUAUCAUGUCAUUACAAGUGCUUCUGAAGCCUCAAAAUUCACCGUUGCAAAUUUCAUUGCUGGAAACUCCUGGUUGCCCUCCACUGGCGUGCCUUUCACCUCAACUCUUUAAAUUUUAUUAUUUCUUGUCUCUUGAUUAAUUACUUUUAUUUCCUUUAUUGUGUAUUUUUUAAUUUUUAUUUUCCCAAUCUUGUACUAGCUAAUACAUUUGCAAAACAUAUUUUUAGUUUUAGAUAAAUAAAUAUCUUUUAGUUGGAUUGAUUUCAUUUUUUGUUAGGAUGUAUC